Messenger RNA from Arachis stenosperma, 1401 nucleotides. RefSeq lists its product as uncharacterized. The record is from RefSeq and is a predicted model, not a curated record. NCBI's taxonomy places the organism in Eukaryota, Viridiplantae, Streptophyta, Magnoliopsida, Fabales, Fabaceae. The transcript has a single exon. The coding region runs from base 1 to 1401 and encodes 466 amino acids.
AUGGACAAAACCUGGAUUCUUAAGCCACGAGAUAGCAUAGAAUAUAGACGAGGACUUAAUAAGUUCCUAGACUUUGCAUUUGCGAAUGCAUCGUUGAAUAGCAUGAUAAAGUGUCCAUGUCCUCAAUGUGGAUUUCAAUUUAUGCAAAGAAGAGAGGAUGCGCACGACCACCUGUUGAUAAAGCUUUUCCCCCCUAGAUAUACUUUGUGGUUGCGUCAUGGUGAAAAACCAGCUGAGGAGAGAUCUACUUGCACACCGAUACUUGAGAAAGUUACAAUCGAGGAAAAUCUAUAUCUUCAAAUGGUGCAUAAGGCAUUUAACUUCACAAUGGCUCCUAGAGGUGAGGAGACCACAACAGGGGAUCCUGUAGAAGACGAUGAUCUGGAGUUGCCGUACUUGUACGAUGGUCCAAGUCGUGAGGCACAGGAUUUUGCCGAUCUUCUUGCAGAUGGAACGGAGGAAUUAUAUCCCGGCUGCUCGAAAUACUCAAAGUUGUCUUUUAUGGUGAAACUGUAUCACAUUAAGUGUAUGUGCGGGGUGAGUGACAAGGCUAUGUCGAUGAUCUUGGACUUAUUGCGGGAUGCAUUCGAGCAAGCGAAACUCCCAUCCACUUUCUAUGAAGCGAAGAAAACUAUACGAAAGUUGGGAAUUGAAUACAAAAAGGUUGAUGCAUGCCCGAAUGAUUGCAUGUUGUAUCGGGGUGAUGAUGAAGACGUGGCCAAAUGCAAGCAGUGUGAGACUUCACGAUGGAAGCAAAAAAUGCGAAAGGGUUCCGUUACGAAACUUAAAAUAUCGGUCAGGAAGAACAGAAAGCCUCUCCCAGCAAAAACUCUUUGUUACUUUCCUCUUAUACCACGACUGCAACGGUUAUUCAUGUAUAGCAAGACUUCAACUGACAUGGUAUGGCAUAAAGAGUCUGACAAUAAUGAUGGGUACUUGAGGCAUCCAAGAGACGCUGAAGCAUGGAAAGAAUUUGAUGCAAAGUAUCCAUGUUUUUCCAACGAUCCGCGCAAUGUUUGUUUAGCUUUAGCUAGUGACGGAUUUAAUUCUUUCGGAAAUAUGAGUACGAAGUAUUCCAUUUGGCCUGUGAUUCUUAUUCCGUACAAUCUUCCUCUAUGGCUUUGCAUGAAACAAACAUCUUUUAUCCUAUCUAUGAUUAUUCCCGGUCCUAAAAUACCGGGUAAUGACAUAGAUAUAUAUUUGGAGCCCUUGGUGGAUGAGUUGAAGCAAUUGUGGGAUGGUGUUGAAACUUAUGAUGCUAAUAAGAGGACCACUUUCAAGAUGCGUGUGGCGCUAAUGUGGACUAUUAGCAAUUUUCUGGGGUUGGGAAACUUAUCUAGAUGGAACACGUACAGUGGGUUAGCAUGUCCGCACUGUAAUGUGGACGCUAAACCUCAGUGA